Miniopterus natalensis is the source of this 2461-nucleotide messenger RNA. The record is from RefSeq and is a predicted model, not a curated record. NCBI's taxonomy places the organism in Eukaryota, Metazoa, Chordata, Mammalia, Chiroptera, Miniopteridae.
ACGGUUUAUUUAUUUGGAUUAACAGAGGGACGCUCGGCGAGACCUGGGGACCGGCCAGCGCCUCCAGCCGCCGCCUCCCGCCCUCCCUCGCCGAGGACCGGGUGCUCGGGAGAACGUCUGGACCCCAAGGGCAGCCUCCGUCCCUCCAUCCCGGCCGAUCCGCGCCUUUGGCUCCAGGAUGCUGAACGGCGCUGCUCUGGAGGCAGCCAUGCUCUUCCACGGGAUCUCCGGAGGCCACAUCCAAGGCAUCAUGGAGGAGAUGGAGCGCAGAUCCAAGACCGAGGCCCGCCUGGCCAAAGGCGCGCAGCUCAACGGCCGNNUGCAGGGCAUGCCCCCGCUGAGCCCCGAGAAGCCCGCCCUGUGCGCCGGCUGCGGGGGCAAGAUCUCCGACAGGUACUACCUGCUGGCCGUGGACAAGCAGUGGCACCUGAGGUGCCUGAAAUGCUGUGAAUGUAAACUGGCCCUGGAGUCGGAGCUCACCUGCUUCGCCAAGGACGGCAGCAUUUACUGCAAGGAGGAUUACUACAGAAGGUUCUCUGUGCAGAGAUGUGCCCGCUGCCACCUUGGCAUCUCCGCCUCCGAGAUGGUCAUGCGCGCGCGGGACUCCGUCUACCACCUGAGCUGCUUCACCUGCUCCACCUGCAACAAGACCCUGACCACGGGCGACCAUUUCGGCAUGAAGGACAGCCUGGUGUACUGUCGGGCCCACUUCGAGACGCUCUUGCAAGGAGAGUACCCAGCGCCGCUGAGCUACACGGAGCUGGCGGCCAAGGGCGGCGGCCUGGCCCUGCCUUAUUUCAACGGCACCGGCACCGUGCAGAAGGGGCGGCCCCGGAAGCGAAAGAGCCCGGCGCUGGGAGUGGACAUCGUCAAUUACAGCUCAGGUUGCAACGAGAACGAGGCGGACCACCUGGACCGCGACCAGCAGCCCUACCCGCCCUCCCAGAAGACCAAGCGCAUGCGCACCUCCUUCAAGCACCACCAGCUGCGGACCAUGAAGUCCUACUUCGCCAUCAACCACAACCCCGACGCCAAGGACCUCAAGCAGCUCGCUCAGAAGACCGGCCUCACCAAGAGAGUCUUGCAGGGAGAACAAAUCUUGGGGCAUUACAGCCAAACAUCCCGACGUUUGAAAAUUCCCUAAAGUAUUAAAAGAAGGGGAAAGUUUGAUCGGAUAUCCACAGCAGUGAAGACAAAGACAAUAUUAGGUCAUGAUAACCACACAAUCUUAAAAUCCAUUGAGCCAAAAAAGACACAAAAAAAGAGCGAGCGAGAGAGACUUAAAUGUCAUUUACUGAUCGUUGGCAACAACUCUGUUCUUUAUGGCGUCUCACACAAACGGAGGCUUAACAUUAUGUGGCUUAAAACCAAACGAGAUAAACCGUGUCUAGACAGAGCAACCGGGCCGCAAUGUGCCCACCCCACAUUCAAAGCAAAAUUAUUACUGGAAAAAAAAACGAAGCCCACACAUUUAUCAAGCACAGUAGUCGUUACGUCCCAAACCUUCAUCUCACCUGCUUGCUAAUGUGUAUUAUUGGUCCUCCCCGUUCGUGGCAUCUUCCAGUUGUAAAUUCAGAGCCAAGCCGCGGCCCCCCGGAGAGCAUAGGGAUCAGACCCCCGUGAUUUUAGUAUCAUGUUUUCUUCCUUCCUUUCGCAACAGGACUCUGCAUGCACCUCCGCGCCUGUCACUCCCAGUGUGCAUCUCUGUGUGACGACUCCUCUUUGCUGUUCCUUGUAUGAUAAAUAGCUUUCAUGAAUAAACAUUUCGUUCGAUGCAAGCAUAGUUAACUUUAUGUUAAAGACACACCGUUGAAGUUGAUUUUGGACGCGGCCUUGAGGGCCAGCGCGAUGCUUUUCCGGCUUGUUGGCCGUAGGAGGUUGGAUUCCGGGAUACAGUUGCUUCCUUGGUUUUGAACUUUUCACGACUUCUUAUUGUAUCCGUUGAAAUGUAUUACAAAUAAAAAUAAAAGUAAUAAAAACAAGGAGAACCCUAAUUACAACAAAAAUAAACUUAGAAUAAACGGCGUAAAAGUUAUGCAACUUUUUUUAGAUGAUUAGGGGGAAAGUCACAGACCCUCUGUAAGUUUACACGUUCGCUAUGCAAUGAGCAAAUUGACCCAAGGACACAAAUAUAUCCUGAACUCUGCCAAGGCCCGCGCUUUGCCGGGUUCCAAUGACCGAUGACUUUACGAAUAAAAGAGCAAGUGGAAAGAGAAACACGUCUUUAGGAACGAGGUGUUUUGUGUUUUUAAUUGUUAAAGGGAAUAUUUCAAGAAAGGAUUUUUUAACGAUUCCUAUUUAGCUGUGUAUCCAAAGCAGAUGUUACACGAGUUAGCAUAUAACUUGCCAGAAGGUUUUUCAUGAUGAUGAAUUUUUAUUAUAUACAAAUGAACCCUAUGUAAAUGAUGUAACUUUUAUGAAUGACAGACAUUAAAUAUUUCACUGACAUGUACUCUCAGAA